This is a messenger RNA of Diabrotica virgifera virgifera (western corn rootworm), 712 nucleotides long. Its product is annotated as macrophage mannose receptor 1-like. Bases 47 to 619 code for a protein of 190 amino acids. Gene Ontology annotation, biological process: biological process involved in interspecies interaction between organisms. The record is from RefSeq and is a predicted model, not a curated record. Gene Ontology annotation, molecular function: carbohydrate binding. Gene Ontology annotation, cellular component: external side of plasma membrane. Lineage: Eukaryota; Metazoa; Arthropoda; Insecta; Coleoptera; Chrysomelidae. The transcript is spliced from 4 exons.
AAAAAACUAAGAUAUUUAGUUUAAUGACUAAUGGUUAAAAAGGCCGAUGCAUAAGUAUAUAAAAAGAGAACGUUCAAAUUGUUCUUCGUACAUAGUUUUAUGUAGUGCUAGUCAAAUACAUAAGAUGACUACUAAAGUUUCAGUAAUUUUGCUCUUGUGCUUAGCUAUAUUGAAGCAAAAUGCCGCUGAAGGAAGGAAGGCUAAAACUGAUGAUCUGAUAUUUUUUGCUAAUAGUGAGUACCAUAUUGAUGAUACUUCUCUGCGUACUUGGGAGGAUGCAAGGAAACUGUGUCAAUCUCUUGACAUGGAUCUCGUCAGUAUUGAAACACCGGAAGAAAAUAACUUUCUUUUCGAAUCGCUAAAGAAACGCUAUGGUGAUGGAGCUGAAUAUUCGUUUUGGACUGCAGGAGUCAAAGAGGGGAAUGGAUGGACAUGGACAAAUACAGGGCAUCCAAUCAAGUACUUCAACUGGGCACCCGGUCAACCAGAAGAUGCUGGAGCCCGUAUAGAAAUGAUAUAUAAUUAUUCAGCUGGACUUCGCUGGUACGGGAAGCCUAAAGAUUAUGGUACUGAAGGCCUACAUGCAGUUUGUGAACUAGAUUGUGAUUUUCAUUGUUAAACGGGUUGCUGAAAACGUCGGUGUAGCUUGUAAUGUUAAUAACUAUAUCCCUUCAUUGUAACACUUAGAUAAUAAAUUAGAUAUCUGCAUUUU